This is a messenger RNA of Rubroshorea leprosula, 1326 nucleotides long. The record is from the annotation of a GenBank genome assembly. NCBI's taxonomy places the organism in Eukaryota, Viridiplantae, Streptophyta, Magnoliopsida, Malvales, Dipterocarpaceae.
CUGGAUCAGAUCCUCUCUCACUUUCUUCUUUAUGGUUACAACACCCAGAGAUGGCUAUUUCUCUCAACACAGUCUUUGGCUUCAAUUCUAAGUUGCAAACCAGAUGUCAGCAUGUCUCAAGAUUUUCUUCUGGAGCAGCAGAAUCAAGGACCAAUUUUAUUUCAUUUCCUUUGGGCAUACUUGGUUCGAGGAGACAGAUAAUGCGAAGAAAAUCGGGGUUGUGUUUCUCAAUUGUGGAUAGCGAUCAACUUGCUGCAGACAGUGGCAACAAGGGUUCAGGAGAUGCAGACAGGCCAGUUUCUGGUAAUCAAGUUUCGGCUGCAAACUCUUCGUCGGAAACUACAGGACAAAAUGGGGUUUUCCAAGAAAGUGUCAAUGAGACCAGUAAUCGUUCUGCGGUAUCUUCAAGUCUGAAACAGGAAGCAUCGUCCACAACAAAGAAAUCACCACUAACUGCAAGAGAGAGACUAAGGGCAGCUCGGGUGCUCAACCGUUAUGCAGAAUCAAAGCCAUCAAAAAAAGAGAUGGGUAGUAAGGUAUUGGAUGCUCUGAGGGAAAGUGAUAAAGGGAAGAAAAGGUCUGGUCUUCCAGAAGCCCCGAUAAACUUGUUUGAUGACAGCAAGCGAGGAUUGCCAAAGCCAGGCCUAACUUUUCAGUUUCCUGGGGGUUCUGAUCUCUUUCUCAUCAUCUUUUCAUUUGUUUUCAUCAGCACGGUUAUGUUCACCACGACUUUCAUCGUUUGGAAAGUUGGGGCCAUACACUUUAAUGAAUACUAAGGUGCAGGGCAAUCAAGAUUUUUGCAUUAUUGGAUUAGAUACCUCCUAACACAUCAUUGAUGCUCUCUUGACAUCUUGAUUUGAGGUACUGUAGAUCCCCAUGCGUCACAUGGCUAGAAUUUUUCGUUUAUGCAAGUCUAUAUACAUGACUGUACAAAGAGCACUGUCAAAACACCCAUUAUAUUUAUUAUCAAUGCUCAAUCAAUCUGCCUGGCGUAAUUACAUAGUUCUUAUGGAUUGAGGGUUUUUUUUUUUUUUCCCCUUAACAAGACUAGUCGAAUACAUGUAACUACUGCUCAGUCUUGGUGAUCCCUGAAACUUUUUCCCCUGCUUCCAUGGAAUACUUUGUCAAAACCUUAUGCUAUACUUCAAGUAGUAAGACCUUGAGAAAUAAAGGGAACCUACCUUGAUCUUUUAAGAUUACUUGACAAGACACCUAGCAAAUAAAUUCAUCUGCAGCAUAUGAAUGCACCUUGAUUGAGCACAUUCUUCAUGUGACACUACUCAACGAACAAUGAUGAUGGAUCAAUAAUGAAGAUGGAUUACAGAA